Schistosoma spindalis is the source of this 423-nucleotide messenger RNA. The record is from the annotation of a GenBank genome assembly. Lineage: Eukaryota; Metazoa; Platyhelminthes; Trematoda; Strigeidida; Schistosomatidae.
AUGAAUUCUGGCAUAAAAUGUCACUCAUCGUGUCUUGUCGCUUUCAAUGAUUUGAAAAUGAACAAAAGACAUCGUUAUGUUUUGUUUCACAUCGACGAAGGGGGAGAAGUCCGCAUUCUGAAAGAAGCUAAGAGAGAGGCAACGUACCAAAAUUUCAGAGAAGAUAUGAUUCAAGCAAUGGAAUUGAAAGAAGGUCGGUACGUUGUAUAUGAUUAUGAAUAUCCCAAUAAAUCUGCAGACUUGUUUUUUAUUAUGUGGACCCCGAAAAACUUGAGCACUAAAAAGAAUAUGGUGUAUGCGGCCUCGAAAUAUGCUGUAAAGUCUCAGUUCCAAGGAAUCAAACAUAUCUUGGAAGCACAUGACCUGGAAGAUAUAAGUGAGGAGCGUUUUAUUGAGGAGGGAAAACAGAAUAGGCUGAGCUAG